ACAAAAGAGCAAAAUGAGAAUCUGUAAAUAACUAGGUAAGCUAAUCAAGUGAGAGAGUGGUGUGGAGCAUUCAUCAAAUCAUUUUGCAGAAACAUCUUUGUUUUGGUGACGGUCUUAGUUUGCCACAAAACCACCACUGACACGACCACUGCUUACAGCUGCUGCUGAGAAACCAGGGGAGGCUGAAGUAAUUCUGAACAAGCCAAUUAACCCACUCUUCCCCAGGAUGCCGUCAGUGUAAAUAAUAAUUUGUUCUAUACUGAGUUGCCUAGUUAAAUAAUGUUUUUAUUUCUUUUUUAAGUCUGUACCUUGUAGUUAACUCUUCCUCCACAUAGAGGCGCUGUGGUUUUUGGCUUGCCACCCGCUGAUACAGGCGGAAGUGAGCUCGCGAGUGGACUUUUCUUUCUUGUGAACAACGUUCUUUCUUUGUGGAAGAAGCUACCAGUUGAAUAGCUAACUAGCUACCAGUUGAAUAGCUAACUAGCUACCAGUUGAAUAGCUAACUAGCUACCAGUCAACUUAAAAUGUCUAAACAACAGUCGUUUCGUGUGUUUUUAAAUGAGCGCUUAACUGCGGCUGCUGUAGAGAUUUUCGGAGAAGUUGAGAAAACGGUAGUGAAAUACCAGGAGGAGAAUGAUCGGCUACGGAGACUGCUGCGGAUCAAACCGGAGGUUAAACUAUGUAGAACAGACUCCCUGCAGCCCUCUGUCUCUGAAGAGGAGGUUCCCCCUGAGCAGCAGCACUGUGAGCAGGAGUGGAGCCCCAGUCUGGGACAGAAGGACCCAGAGACCAAACAGAUUAAAGAGGAACAGGAGGAAGUCAGGACCAGUCAGGAGGAAGAGCAGCUUCAAGGGCUCUUUGAUACCAAAGACUCCAUAUUCACUACUUCCUGUGUGAAAAGUGAAUGUGAUCUGGAGGACCCAUGUCAAGAAGCCGUACUAGCUGAACACCCAAUUCUCAGUCCACUGAAAACAUCUAAACUACAGUUGUUGAGUGUGUUGUUAAAUGAAUGUUUAACGGCGUCUGCUGCUGUGGAGAUUUUUGGUGCGAUUGAGGAAACAGUAGCAGAGUACCAGGAGGAGAAUGAUCUGCUACGGAGACUGCUGCGGAGGACACCAGAGAUACAACUAUGUAGAAUAGACUCCCUGCAGAUCUCUGUCUCUGAAGAGGAGGUUCCCCCUGAGCAGCAGCACUGUGAGCAGGAGUGGAGCCCCAGUCUGGGACAGAAAGACCCAGAGACCAAACAGAUUAAAGAGGAACAGGAGGAAGUCAGGACCAGUCAGGAGGAAGAGCAACUUCAAGGUCUAUUUGAUACCAAAGACUCUAUAUUCACUCCUUCCUGUGUGAAAAGUGAAUGUGAUCAGGAGGACCCACUUCAGUCCUUGACUCUUCCCCAAACCCAGACUGUGGAGAACAGAGAGAGAGACUCUAAACCAGUGGAUCUCACACCUUUUGUCACUGUGACCCACCUAAAGGGUCUCAACAUUCCCUGUGACCCUCCAGAUAAUCAAAACAAUGCCUCCAGCCACAGUUCAGCUGUAAGCAUUGACCCAGUAGGACUUGACAGCAGCCCACCAUUGGAUCCCAGUCCACCAUUGGAUCCCAGUCCACCAUUGGAUCCCAGUCCACCAUUGGAUCCCAGUCCACCAUUGGAGAAACACUGUUCCAAAUCCAGCACCACAUCUAGAAAAACUCACCACUGCCAUGACUGUGGUGCAAAAUUUGCUCUGAAAGCUGACCUGCAGAGACAUGUGACUCUCUUCAGUAAGAUACCCAGUGAAUGUAGUUCCUGCCAAAAACGCUACAACUCCACCUGUAAACUGAAGGCCCAUGUCCGACUCUGUCACAGUGGGAAACACUGCACAUGCCCCUUUUGUGGAAAGACCUUCAAACUCAAAGGAGAUCUGUCCAAGCACAUGAGGAUUCACACAGGAGAGAAAUCCUUUAUCUGUGGUGACUGUGGGAAAAGCUUCAAUCGCACGGAUUUCCUAACCAGGCAUAAACUGACUCACACAGGAGAGAAGCCAUUCACCUGUGGUGACUGUGGGAAAAGCUUCAAUCGGAAGGAGACCUUAACUACGCACAAACUGACUCACACUAGAGAGAAACCAUUUAGCUGUGGUGACUGUGGGAAAAGUUUCAAUCGGAAGGUGAGCCUAACUGAACAUAAAUUGACUCGAACAGGAGCGAAACCAUUUAGCUGUGGUGACUGUGGGAAAAGCUUCAUUCGGAAGGUGAGCCUAACUGAACAUAAACUGACUCACACAGGAGAGAAACCAUUUGUCUGUGGUGACUGUGGGAAAAGCUUCAAUCGGAUAGGGCACCUAUCUGAACAUAAACUGACUCACACAGGAGAGAAACCAUUUAGCUGUGGUGAAUGUGGGAAGAGCUUUAUUCAGAACAGGGCACUAAGUAGACAUUUACUGACUCACACAGGAGAGAAAUCAUUUAGCUGUGGUGACUGUGGGAAGAGCUUUAUUCAGAAGUGGGACCUAAGGAGACAUAAGCUGACUCACACAGGAGAGAAACCAUUCACCUGUGGUGACUGUGGGAGAAGUUUCAAUCGCAAGGAGACUUUAAAUACGCACAAACUAACUCACACCAGAGAGACACCAUUUAGCUGUGGUGACUGUGGGAAGAGCUUUAUUCAGAAGGGGGUCCUAAUGAGGCAUAUACUGACUCACACAGGAGAGAAACCAUUUAGCUGUGUUGACUGCGGGAAAAGCUUUAUUCUGAAAGGGGACCUAAGAAGACAUAUGCUGAUUCACACAGGAGAGAAACCAUUCACCUGUGGUGACUGUGGGAAAAGUUUCAAUCGCAAACAGACCUUAACUACGCACAAACUAACUCACACCAGAGAGAAAUCAUGUAGUUGUGGGGACUGUGGGAAAAGCUUCAAUCGGAAACAUCAUGGCUGCUCAGUCUGUGAUAAAAUAUUAAUUCAGAAGACUAAUCUGCUAACACGUGAAAAACAACCACAGAGAAAGUAAAUGAGGACACAGAGAGGAGACGAAGAGAGUAUUGAGAUACACCUGUGGCCCAACUCUAACUGGUCCUCCUGAUCCUGCUCAGUCCAAUGUGACAGUAAUUAUAUAAUGGGACUGUUGUCUGAACCUAACAGGUAAUGUUGCUGCUCUCUGUGUAUGAAAUGGACAAUCUGCAGUUCAGACAACCACCAGUUUUUAGGUGAACAACAGAGGGAUGGUGUUGGAGAGUUGUGAACACUCAAUGUCGUAGACAGAUCUAUAGAUACAAGAUGUCCAGAUCUGAUGCAGGGUUUCCAAUAGGCGGCCCGUUGGUGGUUUUAUUUGGCCCAAGUUUUCAUGUGUAAAUAGAUUUACAGUACCAGUCAGAAGUUUGGAUACACUAUAUAUAUAUAUAUAUAUACAGUGCCUUGCGAAAGUAUUCGGCCCCCUUGAAC
This is a messenger RNA of Oncorhynchus nerka (sockeye salmon), 3421 nucleotides long. RefSeq names its product zinc finger protein 85-like. Gene Ontology annotation, molecular function: DNA-binding transcription factor activity, RNA polymerase II-specific. The record is from RefSeq and is a predicted model, not a curated record. Lineage: Eukaryota; Metazoa; Chordata; Actinopteri; Salmoniformes; Salmonidae. Gene Ontology annotation, biological process: regulation of transcription by RNA polymerase II. The transcript is spliced from 3 exons. Gene Ontology annotation, cellular component: nucleus. Bases 525 to 2990 code for a protein of 821 amino acids.